Polyodon spathula (Mississippi paddlefish) is the source of this 3802-nucleotide messenger RNA. Its product is annotated as polyribonucleotide nucleotidyltransferase 1, mitochondrial-like. NCBI's taxonomy places the organism in Eukaryota, Metazoa, Chordata, Actinopteri, Acipenseriformes, Polyodontidae. Gene Ontology annotation, biological process: mitochondrial RNA 3'-end processing; mitochondrial mRNA catabolic process. Gene Ontology annotation, molecular function: 3'-5'-RNA exonuclease activity; RNA binding; polyribonucleotide nucleotidyltransferase activity. Bases 33 to 2426 code for a protein of 797 amino acids. The transcript has 28 exons. Gene Ontology annotation, cellular component: mitochondrion; cytosol. The record is from RefSeq and is a predicted model, not a curated record.
GUUGUUGCGUUGCGCACACGUGAGAGAGUGUCAUGGCAGCCUGCAGGAGGUGCAGAACAGAGAUGGUCAGGUUGUUUAUUCAUCCAAAGUUUCCAGUCUCUCUCAGCGGGAAUAUGCUGCAUUUCUUUGGACUUGGAUCGAAGGCGGCCCAGGGACAUGUUGUCAGGCGCUGCCACCAGAGUGUGUGGAGUAGCCACUCAGCUGUGAAGAAAGUAGGAGUGGAUCUGGGAGAGAGGAAACUUGAAAUUUCAACUGGCAAGCUGGCUAGGUUUGCAGAUGGUUCUGCUGUAGUGCAGGUUGGUGACACAUCGGUGAUGGUAACAGCAGUCAGUAAAACAAAACCAACCUCUUCACAGUUCAUGCCUUUAGUAGUUGAUUAUCGUCAGAAAGCUGCUGCAGCUGGAAGGAUACCAACUAACUACCUGAGGAGAGAGCUGGGCACUACAGACAAUGAAAUACUGACAAGCAGGCUGAUAGAUCGAUCAAUCAGACCUCUUUUUCCCGCUGGCUAUUUCUAUGAUACACAGGUACUAUGUAAUCUUUUAGCAGUUGACGGUGUCAAUGAUCCUGAUGUACUAGCAAUUAAUGGAGCAUCGGCAGCUCUUGCCGUGUCAGACAUUCCAUGGAAUGGUCCCGUAGGUGCUGUGAGGAUGGGGCUGGUUGAUGGAGAGUUCUUGGUUAACCCAACUCGUAAGGAGAUGUCUUCAAGCACUUUAAACUUGGUGGUUGUUGGGGGCCCUCAUAGUCAAGUGGUUAUGAUGGAAGCAGCAGGAGAAAAUGUAUUGCAGCAAGACUUUUGCCAUGCAGUUAAACUGGGAGUGAAACAUACGCAACAGAUAAUCCUGGCCAUCCAGCAGCUUGCAAGAGAAUGCGGUGUUUCCAAGAGGACCCCACAGAAGCUGUUUGCUGCUGUCGAUGAGAUUGUGGAAUACACUAGACAAUUGGCAUCCGAGAAGAUUUAUGCAGUGUUUACAGACUCCACCCAUGAUAAAAUUUCUCGAGAUGAAGCCAUAAAUAAAAUAAGACUUGAAACUGAGGAGCUAAUAAGAGAACGAUUUCCAGAUGCCGACCCAUAUGAAGUGAUGGAGUCCUUUAAUACCGUUUCAAAGCAGACUUUUAGGAACAUCACUUUAAAUGAAUAUAGAAGAUGUGACGGUAGAGAUUUGACUUCUCUAAGAAACAUUUCCUGUGAAGUUGAUAUCUUCAGACCUCUUCAUGGAUCAGCAUUGUUUCAAAGAGGGCAGACACAGGUUCUUUGUACUGUAACAUUUGAUUCUUUGGAAUCGAGCAUAAAGACAGACAUAAUAACUACAGCUGUCAGUGGGGUUAAAGACAAAAAUUUUAUGCUGCAUUAUGAGUUUCCUCCAUAUGCAACGAAUGAGAUUGGCAAGAUGAGUGGCAUGAACAGAAGGGAACUGGGGCAUGGUGCCCUGGCAGAAAAAUCACUAAAGCCUGUUAUCCCCAAAGAUUUCCCGUUCACGAUACGGGUCACGUCGGAAGUAUUAGAAUCUAAUGGCUCAUCUUCUAUGGCUUCUGCAUGUGGAGGGAGCCUGGCUUUAAUGGAUGCGGGUGUGCCAAUUUCGUCUGCUGUUGCUGGAGUUGCGAUUGGCCUAAUAACAAAGCCAAAUCCAGAAAAUCCAUCAGAAAUUCAAGAUUACAGAUUACUCACAGAUAUUCUGGGAAUAGAAGAUUACAAUGGAGACAUGGACUUCAAAAUGGCAGGCACAAACAAAGGCAUAACUGCUUUGCAGGCAGAUGUUAAGAUUCCAGGAUUACCACUGAAAAUUGUAAUGGAAGCUAUUCAGCAAGCCACAGUUGCCAAGAAAGAAAUAUUGGGUAUAAUGAAUAAAGCAAUAGCAAAACCAAGACCGAAAAGAAAGGAAAACGGACCAGUCGUGGAAACUGUUCGUGUUCCGAUAUCAAAAAGAGCAAGGUUUGUUGGGCCAGGAGGUUAUACCCUAAGAAAACUGCAGGCUGAAACAGGUGUGACCAUCAGUCAAGUGGAUGAAGAGAUAUUUUCUAUAUUUGCACCGACACCCAGCGCUAUGUACGAAGCACAAGAGUUCAUCAGUGAAAUCUGCAAAGACGACCAAGAACAUCAGCUGGAAUUUGGGUCUGUAUAUACAGCUACUAUAACUGAGAUAAGGGACAUUGGAGUAAUGGUCAAACUUUAUCCAAAUAUGAGUGCCGUGCUGCUUCACAAUUCUCAGCUGGACCAUAAGAGGAUUAAACACCCCAGCGCUCUUGGACUAGAGGUUGGACAACAAAUACAGGUCAAAUACUUUGGUCGGGAUCCCACAGACGGGAGGAUGCGACUGUCUCGUAAAGUACUGCAAGCUCCGACGGCAACCAUUGUGAAAACCCUGAGUGACAAAUUUAGUAUUGCAGUAGGAACAAGCAAUUCACAAGCUUCAAAUGCUUCUUAACUCCAGCACCUACAACACACUGAAGAUGUGUUUACAAAAGCAGGAUAUUUCUAGGGAGGGGAGAAAUGUAUGUGUGUAUGUUUUAUAUAUAUAUAAUUUAAUAUGUAUAAUUAUACUUAUUCAGACUUUGUUUUGAUUUGGCAGUAUGUAAAUGCUUUUUAAAUACAUAUGUAAUCCAUACUGUCACUUUAUACAUUAGAAUGUAUUGUAACUAAACACGUAGCUUAGUAAGUGGGUGUUUGUUAUACAUUUGCCACAGAAUGGAACAAAUACACACGUUUUAUUUGUGUUUUCUUCUAAGCAAUCAGUUUGAGAUUGAUACAUUUAACUAAUUUCUAUUUAUUUUCUAAAAUAAAGUAUUUUUAAAAUAUAUAUGUUAACCUUAACUGUUAAAUGCUGUUUUAUUAUUAUUAUUAUUAUUAUUAUUAUUAUUAUAAAGAUGUGUUUUAUUCUUUGGUACCUGAAGUUUAAACCUCAGAUGUGAGAGGGAUCAUCUCUUUAUUUUCCUAUAUGGUCAUUUCUUUUGCAGCAUUUCUCACCCUGUAUGAAUAGAAAAAUUCAGAGAACAAAGUGUCAUGUGUUACUAUGCCCACAAGCAUUACUAAAAUCUGUCCUGAAGGGAUACUAGCCUUUGAAACUUCCAAACUAUCACUUUUGAUGUGAAAAUUCAGGGCAUUAACCUCCUGAUGCAACAGCUGCCCACACCUUUCAAUUAAUGUAUGGCAUCGCUUGUCAAAUUUUAGUUGACUUCAAACCAGUGUUAUGCUACUCAAUAUGGGGAGAUCAAUUCUAGUAUUGGAGAGCCAUUUCCCUUGGUGAUCUCUUCAACUCAAAAAAUGCCUACAGUGAAUAAUUGAGCUGGCAUCCAGGCUCCCAAAUCAUCAGUAUAAUAAGCGUUAUUUAGUUUAACAAUCUCGAUUUGUUUAUAUUACAUACCCUAAACCCACCAACCCCUAAGUGAUAACCUCAUCAAACGUACACCUACUUGAGCUUUGAGAUUUUAAAUCUUAUCAAUUUUGGUAUCACCCCUGGAGAGGGCUUUUUAACAUGACCGGCAGUUCAAGUGACCAGGGAAAAACAUAACGCUUCUCACAUGGAAUUUACUUCUCCGAUUCUCCUGGCUGCUACUCCACUGCAGAAAGCGAGACUUAUGGUGUUUUUUAUGUUUCGCUUAGUUUGGCAUUUUAAUGUGUAGUAAAGUGGAUGUUAUGUAAAAUGUGCUGCAGUCCUGUUUAUGUGUCAGACAUUUUAUGAUUUAUCGUGGUUUUUACCAUGGCUUACCAUACUUUUGCUGAGAUGUGCUGUGUUCAUUAUUAUCGUACUAAGCUUUACUGCACUUUGCUAUCCUUAUACAUUAAAAUAAACCUUCUAAAAUG